CUGCACCGUUUCUCCGUUGGCUGCAGCGGCUCUCCGCCCAUGUCCCGUCCACGCAACACUCUCAGCUUCAGGGCUGCUAAAUGAUUUUCUGGGGGAGGACUUUUAACCGACGAGAUGAUGCUCGUACUCCUGCUGGCCGCCUUUUCCUCCUCCAUCUCAAGCUCCUCCCUCUCCUCCCCCUCCAUGUCGGACGGACCCCCGAUGGCGGACCCGGACUUGAUGGCCGAAACGUGUAGCGCCUGCUCGUGCAUGUCUGUGGAAAACGUGCUAUACGUCAACUGCGAGAAGAUCGCCGUGUACCGGCCAACGCAACUUGUUCCACCAGUGUCGUCGUUAUACCACCUCAAUUUCCAAAACAACUUCUUAAUUAUUCUCUAUCCGAACUCGUUCCUUAACUUCACCCAUGCUGUGUCUCUGCAUCUUGGCAACAAUCAGCUGCAGAACGUGGAAGGCGGCGCGUUUAUGGGGAUGAGUGCGUUGAAGCAGCUGCACCUGAACAAUAACGAGUUGAAGGUGUUGCGAGCAGACACUUUUCAAGGGAUAGAAAACUUGGAGUACCUUCAGGCCGACUACAACUUGAUAAAGUACAUUGAAAAGGGAGCAUUCAAUAAACUGCACAGGCUAAAAGUGCUGAUUUUAAAUGACAACCUCAUACAGGCACUUCCUGACAACAUAUUUCGCUUUGCCUCCCUCACACACCUGGAUAUAAGAGGGAAUAGGAUCCAGAAGCUUCCAUAUUUGGGAGUCCUGGAGCACAUUGGACGCAUUGUUGAGCUUCAGCUGGAUGAUAACCCCUGGAACUGUACGUGUGACUUGGCACCUCUCAAGGCGUGGCUUGAAAACAUGCCCUAUAAUAUUUUUAUUGGCGAGGCCAUAUGUGAAACACCAAUUGACUUAUAUGGAAGGCUACUAAAAGAAACCAACAAGCAGGAGCUUUGCCCCAUGGGCACAGGAUCGGACUUUGAUGUGAGAAUGCCACCUGCGCUCCCUGAUACUGGCCAAUCCCCCUCUAAAAUAUCCCCCACCUCUGUGGUUCAAAUUGCCACCAAAUCACCAAAAACCACGGACGCCUCUAAAAUAUAUGGUAAUGGCAUUGUAGCCGGUUCACCCCCCUUUGGUAGAAAUAGCCAGAUUGUUUCUUUUCAAACGCGAACCCCGCCGCUGUUGUGCCCAAAGCCCUGUAGUUGUAAAACCCACCCUUCAGAUUUCGGCAUUAGUGUCAGUUGUCAGGAAAGAAAUGUGAAAAAUCUAGUUGAGCUCCUUCCUAAACCCCCAAACGCCAAGAAACUCCACUUAAGUGGGAAUUACAUUCGUGACAUAAGCCCAACUGAUUUCCAAGGGUUUGAAGGUUUGGAUCUGCUGCAUCUUGGCAGCAACCAAAUUGUAACUGUUGAGAAAGGAGUGUUCGCUAACCUCACAAAUCUGAGAAGACUGUAUCUGAAUGGGAAUCAGAUAGAACAGUUACAUCCUGAGAUGUUUUUGGGCCUCACAAAUCUGCAGUACCUAUAUCUGGAAUAUAAUGCCAUCAAAGAAAUCCUGGCGGGCACCUUUGAUUCAAUGCCAAAUUUACAACUACUGUAUCUCAAUAAUAAUGUUUUGCGGAGUCUCCCCGCUUAUGUGUUUGCUGGCGUCUCUUUAGCCAAACUAAAUCUGAAAAACAACCAUUUCAUGACACUGCCAGUAAGCGGGGUCUUGGAUCAGCUACGGUCUUUGACCCAGAUAGACUUAGAGGGGAACCCGUGGGAGUGUUCUUGCGACUUGGUUGCGCUCAAGAUGUGGCUCGAAAAGCUAAACGAUGGAGUGACCGCUAAAGAAGUGAGAUGUGCCUCCCCUGUGCAGUUCGCCAACAUCGAACUGCGCCUCUUAAAAAGCGAGAUCCUGUGCCCGAAGCUGAUAGCACGACCACCGUUUAUUUUUACCAGCGCCACCCCUCUUUUGACUUCAUUGUCACCUGCUGGGGUCGGCAAAGCCCCUCCAGGAGGGCCUGUACCUCUCUCAAUCAUGAUCCUGAGUAUUCUUGUUGUGCUAAUACUUACGGUGUUUGUGGCCUUCUGCCUUCUAGUCUUUGUCCUUAGAAGGAACAAAAAACCAGUCGGUCGGCAGGAGCUGGGGAAUCAGGAGUGUGGGUCAAUGUCACUGCAGCCUUACCGGCAUGGACAUAAGUCGGGCAAAAAAGGAUCCAUCCCAGGAGAUGACUUGGGAGGCGAAACAUUUAUUCCACACACCAUUGAACACAUUAGCAAGAGUCACACAUGCGGGAUCGGACGCUCGUCAGACAUUGACGCCGGGUUUAAGUUUGCUGACUCGCAGAGGCAGAAGAUUAUCCUCCGGAGUAGCGACGACAAAGACGCACUAUCCACCCUGGAGCGCAACAAGCGCCUCAGUACAAUCGACGAACUGGAGGAAUUCCUCCCGAACCGAGAGCCCAGCAUGUUCCUCCAGAACUUUCUGGAAGGCAAGAGAGAUUUCAACAGCAUAGGAAUGAGUGGAUACGAAAUCCGCUACCCAGAGAAAUCGCUGGAUCGAAAGAUGAAGAAGUCGUCGCUGAUAGGCGGAAACCACAGUAAAAUUGUGGUGGAGCAAAGAAAAAGUGAGUAUUAUGAGCUGAAAGCCAAGCUGCAAGGAACACCUGAUUACCUCCAGGUGCUGGAGGAGCAGACUGCACUGACUAAAAUGUAGAAAUUGUUGUCUUUGCUUCGGUACAGUGAAUACACAAACACAUAAAGACGGUCUUCUUUUCUUUUGCUCUUUCUCCCCUUUUAGUCGCACACAUCAUUUAACCCCAACCCUCCGUUAUCUUUCUUUAUCUCUCUGCAGCCAGCUGAGCGCGUGCACUCACACACACACACACACACACAGCAAAAAAGUGCCUUCCGGAAAUUCUUAAUGACCACUGCAUAGAUGGACAAAAUGGCUCUGCACUUUUUUAAUGUGGACCGGUGAGGAUAUUUGUGACAAUGCAAGACUUAUGGAUCAUCUUAUCAAGACAAGACAGCCUGUAAACAACCCACUGUCUUUCGCUGCUACGGACGUGGCUACUAGUCUUGUUCUUAUUAUUUGACUCUUCUUUUGUUGUUGGUUCUUUUACUGCCAAAUGAAAUCCUUUCAGAAACUGUGCUUGAGAAUAUACCUCGCAGGCUCCACCCCUCAUUUUCAAACGAGAUGGAAACUGAACAACCUUGUUUUCUUCUCGGCUCGCUACUUCUGGGAUUAGUUACAAAGGGAUGAAUUCGUGGAUGGUACCUUGGUUUGAUUUUACCUUGGGAGGAUAUUUGUUUGUUCUUCGGGGAGCUCUCUACGGCCGGUUGCAGACUUGAUGCCAUUUUGGCAGGAUUAUAAACAAGUGGCAGACUACCUGCCCUAUGCUGUCAGGCUAAAUGGCUCCUGCUGUGUGUUCACCAGAGAACAAUGCAGCGCAAAACUCCUCCAAGAAUGAGUUCACCACUUGUUUUCUUUGUGUAAAGAGGCGUGUUUAUAUAUAGUGUGUUCUGAAUGAAGUUGUGUUGCUACAUCCAACCAUGUUCUUUGGGUGAAACCGAAUCAGCAAUGACACUGUCAAAAGAUGACGUCUCUUCAAAUGGAUAAAAGAGUACAAAGUUGCUUGCCAUGUAAGCGUAACUUGGAAUUUAUUUUGUAAGUCUUACAUUAUUUGUAUCUGUGGGACUGGUUUGUACAUGACAAAGACUAAAACAUGCACACACACAUGCUGAAUGGCGGCGCAUCAUCAUCUCGAUCAGGGGUCUCAAACUUCCGGUGCGUUUGUGGCCCUCUGCUUAACUUCAUAGUUUAGUGUAAUUGCAGCCUGCACAUCCUGGGCAGCUAAUAGUUAAAUAUAUUAUGGCAAUCUUGAAUCUCACUAGCAGGGCCACCUCUUGCUAUGGAUCCCGCUAUUCGUGGGGAAGCCCAGUUUAGCGUGGGAAAAGUGCAUGUAAAAUUAAUGAAGGACAGAGCGCUUCAUAUGAAUUUUUACCGCAAACUUCGGUUACAUUUCCAAUAUAAUGCUUGAUUCAGAUUUUUUUUUUUAAAUUCCACAUUUUUUAUAGUCAUUCAUGUUACCAAAAAUAAAUUAUUUUAAAUGUGAACAGAAAAAACACCCAAAGUGAUCCACAUGGCACUCAGUAUUAGUGCUGGUCUUGUAUAAAGCUGUCCAGGGUUCAAAUCCAAGUCAAAGAUGUGUCAGUAAAGUAUAUAGAUUUAUAUUUUGAUUAUGUAAAACGUGUUAUUAAGCAUUAAAAAAAUAUGUUUUUAUCAACAAUGUAUUCCCCACGAAUUGUUUGUAGUACAAUUAUGCAUCAAAUUAAACUUAUAUUUGAUUUGAUAAAGUAAGACAAUUGUUUGAAAAAGUGUCAACAAAUUUGUAAUGGUGGGGGGGCUCAAAAUAAAAUUCUGCUUAGGGCUCCAAUUUACUUGACACUAACUACACAAUGGAACCAACAAAUCUUUGAAUGUAUUUGUUAUUCAAAUUGUUCUUUUUUUCUUUUUCAAGUUAUAAAAGUCAUUUUGGAACAAUAGUCUUCCCCAACAUGCUUCGGUCAACCAAAAAAAAAAAGACGUGUGGAGGCCUGUUAGUCCAACAAAUUAUGCACUGUUGUUAGGGAUGUAGCGAUAUGAAGAUAUUAUAUCAUGCAUAUUGUGACCAAAAUGAUCAUGGUUAUCAUUAUUGUCACAGUAUUGUUGAAUGUGCUCAAAAAGGACUGAAAUCCCUGAUAUCUUUUAACCAAGUUUUAUUUCAAUCAUAUACAUAGACAAUAUAUUUUCUUGGUAGAAGAAACAUUUAAUGUUGUUGUGACUUCUUAACACCCAUUUAUUUUUGCAAAGGUUUGUGAGUGUUUAAAAAAAAAAAAAAAAUGAUAUCAAAGCAAAGGAUGCCAGUUCAUCUAACGUCACAUGAGUUUGCUCCCUGUUGUUGACGCCUCUGUGUAUUGCGCUUCAUAUUUAUCUGUCAUAAGAGAGCACAGCCUGGAGGUUGAAUGUGCAUAAUGAAAUAUCCUACUUGCUCAGACAGCAACGUGUUUAUAUAAGUCUAGAUUGGGAUAUAUCAAUUUUUAUCGGGGGAAGACGUUAAAAGGGACCUAUUAUGCCUUUUUUUCUACAUUUAAAACACUUCCUUGUGGUCUACAUAACAUGUAAUGUUGGUACUUCGGUCAACAUUUUGCAUACAUUAUGUUUUACAGCCUUUCUACAAGGCACUUUCUGACCUUCUCUACAGGAUGCGCCGUUUUGUGGGCAGGCUUAUUUACCUCCGUUUGGACUGCGUCAUCCGUGUUUUAUUUUUUUAGCACUUGUAGAGCGAGUCUACAAACAGAUAUGUUAGAAGUAUACGCUACUAUGUAUUAAAAAUAGCAACAUCAGAGAAUGCAUGUGCGGUGUGAGAUAUCCGCUAAUGUAUAUCUCGAACCGAAACGGCUCGUUUGGUUUAAAUAUGAAGGAAGGUAGCUUUAUUUUAUGAAUAUCUCAGCAAUGCCACCACGGCUAGAUUUCAAAUUUUCGGGACUUGAGCAGAUCCCAAAUACACAAAAACAUUGCAUAAUAGGUCCCUUUGAAUGUCUAUUUUUUUUCAUGUUAGCGUUUAAGUUAGCUGGCGCUAGCCAGUCCAUGAGUUUAUAAAAAAAAUGCAGUUAUCAGUCACUGUUUUUCGAUAAUUUUACUUGAAAGCGAUACUACUGACUGUCGGGAGUUUUUUCGCAGAUUAUGAAUAAUACCGUUUAUCAUUACAUCCCUAACUGUGGUGCAAGCAAAUUUUCAAACAGUGCAGUCAUGUUGCAUCAAAAAGCUGACUUUUUGACUGUUAGGAAGUUGAGAGAGUAUGGCUGUGCAAAAUCUUCAUCCCAAAAUUCCCAAAGAGGAAUGUGUCACAGUAAUUGACAAUUUUGCCAAAAAAUCUGUAAAUUGGCCUCCAAUGUCGCGAAGCCCCAUUCGGAGCAUAUUUUGGAAAGCACAUUGCUUUAAUGGAAAGCGACCAAGAUAACUGACACUUUUGGGAAUUUAUGUACGUAGGCCGAAGGUUUUUAUUUUAAAUUUUUUUGGAUUCAUUAAGAUUGUUAUGGGUUCUGUUUUUUUGGGUCACUGUUACUAUAACAGAAUGACAACAAAGACACAUUGGGCAACACAAAGAGCAACUUCCCAUAAGCAAGCAGGAUUGUUUGACCAUUUCCUGGGAAGCUCAACUGUGUCAAAAUAAAUGUAUAUAAUAUUUAUACCUUUAGUCAUGUGGUUAAAACGUGAUUCUAAAGUGAACACUUAGUGCAGCCCAGCCUCUACCUCCAAUUACAUUGAGUUUGAGACCCCGGAUCUUGAGACAUGACAAAGAGAUUCUUGAUAUUACUAUCAGUGAUUACGUCUGCCUCCCUUGUCAUUUUAAAAUGAUCUAAAAACAUAAUUAAUUUAUUUUUUCUAUGCAGGUGUUAUUUAAAGAGUUUGAUAUUAUGCCCCAAGAAAAAACUACUUUCAUUAGAGCUAAUAUAAGUCACGGGUAUAGAUUGUUGAUUUGUUCAAUGUUUUUGUUUUAUUUUUAAUCUGUGAAGGCAUAGACACUUUCCUUAUUUCUACGUCUCCCGCGGCAUUGUGUAAAAGGAUUCUACUGAACAUUAUGCAACCAAAAUAAAUGUGCAGUCAACUUAAAUAAGAUUCUGGAUUGUUGAUAUGGCAAGUGGUGACAUUUUAAAGAGUGUGGUCUCCGACGAUGUGGACAGAAACAUGUCAUAAUGUGCAAUAUUAGGAAAUAUUUAAGUCAUAAUGGCUUCAAAUCCUCUUUGUUUUAAUUUGUUUAGUUUGAGGUAGUAUUGUGAGACAGGAUCUACUUCAAAAUCAGUUGAUCUACUUAACUCUAUACAGUCUUUAUUUAAAAAUAUUGUUAAGUUAAACUGAUGAGUGUUUAUUGACAUUGCAAAUUGAAUAAAAUGUAUCUUGGAACGUAUAAUAAAUCCAAUUUUCUAUCAGUCAUAAAUCUCUUGUAUAAUGGUUAUUUUCUCUUGUACUAUCAUGUUUAAAUUAAGGUAUUAAAAUCAGUUACUUUUAGCACCGUGUCAACCCAACUUCUUUUUUUGCACUGUUUUUGGUUUGCUAGGAUGCUUUAAAACUGAUGUUGAGACAGAUUUUUUUAGUUAACUCCUUCAUUUUUUGCCAUGCUGCCAGACAUACAUGUAUAAUUUAAGAAAAUAAGUCUGGAAAAAAACUGCAUUGAAAACCACGCCAUACGUUGAAGUUUAUUUCAAACAUGUAUGCAGUUCCAACAUAAUACAUCACAUAUUUUAAUUUCACUUUACAGUAUGUCCGAAAAGGAGUAGGAAGAAGCAGAGCUUAUCUAUUCUUACCCCCUUUCCCCUUCAUAGCAGUUACUUACACAUAUCUGUUCUCUUCCUUUUUUCAGUUCCGAGCACAAUUUACAUCAAUGAUUUAGAAAUAAAACAGUUAACUUCAUGAAAUUAACUUAUCUUAAUGAGAUGAAUAAUAUCUAAUUCUCAAUAAGUAUCAUAAUCAUUCUUCCUUGUACUUUGUGAACACUUGUAGUUUAAACAACUUCUUGAACCACAGUCCCCCCAGGAAUCUGUAAUGUCGCCAAUCCUCGCAACAUUGUCCAAUGUCCACAACUUCCUGCAUAUUUUCGCCAGUCAAAUGUCUCAGAGUGGCGCUCAAACACGCAGGUAAACAGUCUAAUCGAGACUUAUGUUUGUUUCUUGUGUAGACAAAGCAAGUACAACGUGUAAGAAUAUAUCAAGGCUUUACUAAUGGGGAAAAAAAAACACAAAUGCCGUCCUACAACUUCAAGCCUUCUGGCUAAUGUAGUAUAUACACAUUUAUUUCCUUCUUUACAUGUAUUUAUAUAUUUAUUUAAGGUUUAUUUAUCCAAGGUAAUGCAAUUAAGAACAUAUUUGCAUUUCAAUGUUGACUGAGCAUAGAAGCACAUUUGACAGAGAUGUGGAAGCGUGACAAUCGCUCAUCAUCUGUCAUUACUAACAGAAAUUAGCGCUAUAAAUUGCUCUCAACCGUCCACAUUUUCUUAAUGUGCAGGGUAAAAGUGUUGGAACAAAAAUUAAUGUUUAAGAUGGACUAUCACUUCUCAUGUGUAAAACAUACACAGAGAAUGUCUGCAACUUUUGGAUGACAGAACAGACAGCGGACAAUAUGGAAGCCUCUUCUUUCUAUAAUUAUAUGUAAUUAUUAGGAUUAUAAUAUAUAAUCUUAAAACUAUGACUGGGUAUGGGCAAGGACUUCAUGAUAUAUGUAUCACGAUGCUUGAGUAACGAUAUUGUGAUAUGGCAAUAUUCCACAUAGUUUACUGAUAAAUGCAAAAUGUAAGUUCUACAUACAGGUGAAACUCAAAAAAUUUGAAUAUUGUGCUAAAGUCCAUUCAUGUCAAUAGUUCAACUUCAAAUGUGAAACUUCAAAUACAUUUUGAUAUAAACUGUUUACUUGCUAAAUUAGAUAUUUCAAGCCUUUAUUUAGAAUACAUUUGAUGGUCAUGGCUUACAGUUUUUGAAAACCUUCAUAGUAAAACAUUCAUAGCUUCAUAGGAAAAUAGUGCAGGUACUAGACUGGCCUGCCUGUAGUCCAGACUUGUCUCCCAUUGAAAAUGUGUGGCGCAUUAUGAAGCGUAUAAUACGACAACGGAGACCCCGGACUGUUGAACAACUUAAGCUGUACAUCAAGUAAGAAUGGGAAAUAAUUCCACCUGAAAAUCUUCAAAUAUUGGUCCCAGUUCCCAAACAUUUACUGAGUGUUGUUAAAAGGAAAGGCCAUGUAACACAGUGGUAAAAAUCCCCCGGUGCCAACUUUUUUGCAAUGUGUUGCUGCCUUUAAAUUCUAAGUUAAUUACUAUUUGCAAAAAAAAACCAUUGAACAUUAAAUAUCUUGUCUUUGCAGUCUAUUCAAUUAAAUAUAAGUUGAAAAGGAUUUGCAAACCAUUGUAUUCUGUUUGUAUUUACGAACUACACAACGUGCCAACUUCACUGGUUUUGGGUUUUGUAAUUUUCUAACCCCAAAAUAAGACAACACAGUAAUUUGACACUGAGAUAUAAGUUUGUGCUUUUACUGCCAUCUAGUGUAAGUCUGUGGUAUGAAACACGUACAAAAAUCUAUUCAAUAUUUGUUUUCCAAUUGUUGAAGUCCUGUGCUUUAAGUAGUUAUGGUUACAAGGAACACUUGAACAUUGAUAACAAAUUCAUGAAUCGAUUCAUUGUUGUUGGGGAAAAAUUCAAUGUUGCAACGUUCGGGAAUAAGCCGCGGCAAAUUUAGGCCACAACAAACACAAAAAAAUCCUGUGAAAUCCCAGAGGGACUGAUUCUAUACGCGAUCUGUGGUCAUGUUUUUACUGUAGCAGAUGUUUCUGAGCGAAUACUUUUCCUCAAAAUACGGUUAUUUUCUCAUUUCCUAUUUGGCAACUCGUGAUUGUCUGACUGUAAAGCGUCACAAUGUUGUAUUACUUUAGUUACCUAACAUAAAAAAAGAAGUUGACUUUGUUUGUCUGCAUCAUGGAAGCUGGUUGUAAAAAUAAGCAUCUGCUCAUGAAAAAUGUCAUUAAUAUUUAAAUCCCAAAUAUAAACAAGGAGAGUGGGAACCAGUGUUCUUUAUCCUGUUUUUGAAUGUCACUUUGAUGUCUUAUUUGUAGGGGUGUCCGAUAAUGACUUUUUGCCGAUAUCCGAUAUUCCGAUAUUGUCCAACUCUUUAAUUACCGAUACCGAUAUCAACCGAUAUAUACAGUCGUGGAAUUAACACAUUAUUAUGCCUAAUUUGGACAACCAAGUAUGGUGAAGAUAAGGCACUUUUUAAAAAA
Molecule: messenger RNA, 9772 nt
Organism: Nerophis lumbriciformis (worm pipefish)
Lineage: Eukaryota; Metazoa; Chordata; Actinopteri; Syngnathiformes; Syngnathidae
Gene: slitrk4
Product: SLIT and NTRK-like family, member 4
Biological process (GO): positive regulation of synapse assembly; axonogenesis
Cellular component (GO): glutamatergic synapse
Molecular function (GO): protein binding
Source: RefSeq, a predicted model, not a curated record